AAAUUGUUGUUGUUCGUCAAACCAAGAAAAAUAGUAACCUCGACGCGGCCGUUUAGCGAGAAAAGCUGGCAUGUUUCGUGGUAUGCGGCAAUGCGGUUUUAUUCCCGUGUUGCAGAGCUUCGGUUCUUCUCCCUUGGAAUUAUGGGACAUGAAGGUGCAGAACGGUUGCGUGCGUCGGGUGACGGACGAGCAGGUCCGAGCUUUAGCUCUCGAGCUUUCGGGUACAAACGUCUCGACCUGCUAUCUUUACUGUCCUAAAGACCCGAAGGGCUCACUUGGCAUACACAUGCCCUAUCUUGUCAUGAUCAUCAAGAGCAUGAAGAAGUACUUCACUUUUGAGAUUACGGUCCUCGACGACAGAAACGUGCACCGCAGGUUCCGCAUGAGCAACUUCCAGAAGAUGAAUCGAAUCCACCACUUCUGCACAUCGAUGCCACUGUGCCUUCAUCCCGGCUGGAACGAAAUAUACUUCGACCUCUCCGACAUCACUCGCAAAGCAUAUAAAACAGGCUACGUGGAAACCACGAGGAUACAGAUCCACGCGAACUGCAGAGUUCGCGUAAUUUACUUCUGCGAUAGGAUUUACGAAGACAAAGACAUUCCGCAAAAGUUGAAAAUAUUUUUACCAACGAACCACGUCUGUCGCAAAAAAAAGCCCGAAGAAUCUGCAGAAAAGAAGGACGCGAUAUCAGCUGGAGAGACCGAUUUCUCGGUUGAAUACGAAAUCUACGAAGAACAAGAUGCGGAGAUCGAAUACGAAGAGAGCGAAGAGACGGAAUUCCUGAAACUAGAGGAAUCUCUCAAAUCGCUGGAGGAAUCGAUGGCGGAUGAAGUAUCGCUGGCAAAGCCCGCAUCUCUCGAAGAGGAACAGACGGGUCCAAUGAAACCGGUACAAGAGGAGGAAGAAGAAGAGGAGGAGGAGAAGGAGGAGGUUGAAUCCGUCGAGGUGGAAGGUGAGAACGUCAGGCCGGAAGAGAACGAAACACAAGAGCAGGACGAAGCUUCUGAAGAAAAGGAAGAACACGAAAGCGAUACCCCGGAAGGCUGACCUCAUUUUACGGACGUGCAAAUUUUGUAUAAGUAUAGUAUCUUUAAUAAAGAUCGAUUUAUUUUUGAA
This is a messenger RNA of Nasonia vitripennis (jewel wasp), 1117 nucleotides long. RefSeq names its product cilia- and flagella-associated protein 20-like. Lineage: Eukaryota; Metazoa; Arthropoda; Insecta; Hymenoptera; Pteromalidae. Bases 71 to 1048 code for a protein of 325 amino acids. The transcript is spliced from 4 exons. Gene Ontology annotation, biological process: positive regulation of cell motility; cilium assembly; regulation of cilium beat frequency involved in ciliary motility. Gene Ontology annotation, cellular component: motile cilium; ciliary basal body. The record is from RefSeq and is a predicted model, not a curated record.